Molecule: messenger RNA, 1823 nt
Organism: Argentina anserina (silverweed cinquefoil)
Lineage: Eukaryota; Viridiplantae; Streptophyta; Magnoliopsida; Rosales; Rosaceae
Product: UDP-glucose flavonoid 3-O-glucosyltransferase 7-like
Exons: 1
Coding region: 101-1561 (486 amino acids)
Molecular function (GO): UDP-glucosyltransferase activity
Source: RefSeq, a predicted model, not a curated record
GCCUUCAAUUAUCCCAAGUUCCGAACUCGUUUUCAAUUCUUCCUCAACACCAAUAUCAUUAUUUUCUGAGACUCUGCUGAUCUGAGUAUACUGCUGCCCCAUGGCCACGGAAACUAAAUCAUGUCAACAGCUUCAUGUUAUGUUUCUCCCAUUCAUGGCUCUCGGCCACAGUAUACCUCUUAAUGACAUCGCCAAACUAUUUUCUUCUCACGGCGUAAGAUGCACCAUAGUGACCACUCCCCUCAAUGCACCACUCUUCUCCAAAGCAACCCAAGGAGGUGAAAUUGAACUUGUUAUCAUCAAGUUCCCAUCUGCUGAAGCUGGGUUGCCUCAAGACUGCGAAAGCCCCGAGUUGAUUGCAACACAAGACAUGCUGGGAAAUUUUAUGAAAGCCACCUAUUUAUUUGAACCACAGCUUGAGAAGGUGUUAGAUGAACAUCGUCCUCAUUGCCUUGUUGCUGAUGCUUUCUUUACUCGGGCUACAGAUAUUGCUGCCAAGUUUCAAAUUCCAAGGCUGUAUUUCCACGGAACAGGUUUCUUUGCGUCGUGUGCUUCUCUGAGUGUGAUGAUGUAUCAACCUCAGACGAAGUUGUGUGAUUCAGAGUCAUGCGUCAUUCCUAAUCUCCCCGGCGAGAUAAGGAUGGCUAGAAGUCAGUUACCAUAUUUCCCAAAUGAAGAUGGUGAGUCGGAAUUCCUGAUGAAGAUGAUUGAAGCAUCUAGAGAGGCUGAAGAAAGGAGCUAUGGGGUUAUUGUUAACAGCUUUUAUGAACUGGAGCCAGCUUAUGCAGAUCAUUACAGGAAGGUGUUUGGGAGGAAGGCAUGGCAUAUCGGCCCCGUUUCUAAAUGUAACAAGGCAGUCGAGGAAAAAGGAGAGAGGGGAUCAACAAGAAGCUCGACUGUUGAGAAACAUGAAUGUUUCAAAUGGCUUGAUUCAAAGAAACCGCAUUCGGUUGUUUAUGUAUCAUUCGGAAGCAUGAUCCGUUUUGCUGAAUGUCAGCUGCUAGAAAUUGCAUUAGGCCUUGAGGCUUCUGGACAAGACUUCAUUUGGGUUGUGAAGAAUGAAAAGAAAGAGGUAGAAGAGUGGUUGCCUGAAGGAUUUGAGAAGAGAAUGGAAGGUAAGGGAAUGCUUAUAAGAGAUUGGGCUCCCCAAGUGCUUAUACUUGAGCAUGAAGCAAUAGGAGCAUUUGUGACUCACUGUGGGUGGAACUCUAUCUUAGAAGGAGUGUCUGCCGGGGUUCCGAUGAUCACGUGGCCGUUGUUCGGCGAGCAGUUUUAUAAUGAGAAGUUGGUGACUGAGAUACUUAGAAUUGGGAUUCCUGUAAGUUCUACAAAAUGGGUUUCAUCAUUUUUGGAUGUAAAUGUGGAGAAAGAAGCGAGUGUGAGAAGGGAUGCCAUAGAGGAGGCUGUGACCAGAAUCAUGGUGGGUGAUGAAGUAGUGAAUAUGAGAAGAAGAGUUGAAAAGCUUGGAGAGAAGGCAAUGAUGGCUAUUGAAGAUGGUGGUUCAUCCUCCUCGGAUUUAAUUUCUCUAGUUGAAGAAUUGAAGCACCUUCUUGAGGCUUAGUCUAAAAAGAUAAUUUGUUCGAAACUCCAUUUUCAUAAUUUUUUUUAAUUUACACUCAAUUAAUUAUUUCAACAUUCCUUAUAGAUUUUAUUUUUAUAAAUUCAUUUUUUUUUGCUGGCUUCACUGUUUUGCCCGGUUGAAAAAGAAAAACAUCUCCUAGAUAAGUAGUUACGACUAAUCAAUUUUUGUUUCUUUAUAUAAUCUUUAUUUUAUGUUGCUAAUAUGAACACACAUUCUAAUAUAUGAACACAAAUUUGUAAUU